Spirodela intermedia is the source of this 2327-nucleotide messenger RNA. Lineage: Eukaryota; Viridiplantae; Streptophyta; Magnoliopsida; Alismatales; Araceae. The record is from the annotation of a GenBank genome assembly.
AUGGUGUACAUCAAGUCGUGGGACGAGUUCAUGGAGAGAUCCAUCCAGAUGUUCCGUGCCAACCCCGAAUCUGUACGCGCACCGCUUGCUUCCUCCCUCUCUUCGUGUUGAUCCCCAUCUCUGUUGUUUCUUCUUCUUCUUUUGCUUCCGUGCUAACUUGCGUGCGGCUCUGUGUUCCUUUUUUCCACUAUUUGGUCUCGAUCUUUUAUCUGGACGACGGUGCAACAAUUUGCGGAAUCUGAUCAGUCGCGGUAUGUGAUGAAGUACAGGCACUGCGAUGGGAAGCUGGUUCUCAAGGUUACCGAUAAUCUGGAGGUAACUAUUUGCAUUUUCGUUUCUCUUGUUACGUUUGUUAGUCGUGCUGUCCUUUCUUUACUCUUUUUAGGGUUCCCUAGCUUUCUUGCUUCGUGGUGCGGUUCCCCUUUCCACUUUUUUUAAUAAUUAUUCUUAAUGCGAAAUAGUCUUAUGCUUCUUACCCAAUGAUUCUCUCUCUUUUUUUUUUGUUUUUUGAAGAUUUUUUUGAGGGAUUAUUUUGAGGAUCAGACUAGAGUCAAUGCUAGAAUUGCUGUGAUGUCGUCUUUAAGUAGAAACAAAGUUCCUUCCUCAUAGUAACUGUUGUCGUCAUCAUGUCUAUCUAUCUACCAUAUCCCACCUAACUGGGGUCGCAGAUAGGGAUAUUAUCCUAUCAUUCAACUCUGUCGUACGCCACAUUAAUGCCUAACUAAUUUAGUUUUACAGCUUUAUUCACCCUUCUCGUCGGUAUACCUUUUCUCCUUUUACUUCUCCUGGUCUUGCAUGGAUUUGUCUGAUAAUGCUCAAUGGCCUUAGUGAACAUUUCUUCCACUAUGAUGCCCUUGAUGAGUAAUCUUGAGCUUGAUGAGUUGACAAAUGAAGUUGUGUUACGUGAUACCAUGUAGGAAGAUCGUGCACGGAGAAACAUGCCCUUGACCUUUUUUUCUUUCUUGCCUGGUGUCGGAGUUGUGCCAUUGCAUUCUGUACCAUUUUUGCACCCUUGUUUCCAUUUUUCCAUCUAUUCUCUUUGAUUGUGCAGCGUUUAGAGGUCGGUACAUUUCACCACCAGCCAUGUAGUAAGAUCUUAAGAAGUACAUGUACAAUAUGGCUCAACGGAAGUAGAAGUGUCGAAGGAGUGAUGUGCCAUCACACUUGAGAUAGUUUGUUUUAUGGAUGAUGCUAUUCACUUUUCCACCCGUUCGCAUGGUUAUGAUUACAAUGGGGAUGGAAAUUACUUGUGCCUUGUUGGGCAGCUGAUUCUUCUUUUUAGAAGGCACAUAUAGGUUCGAGGAUGGAAAUGGGGUUGACUUGCGCAGUCAAUGUGGCCUGGCUGUUGUCAGUGAUGGUCAGAAUUGAGGUUGAUUGCAUACUGUCUGCAUAAUGGCAGCCUACUCUCGGCCGCAGGUCCUACGUAAUCACUGCCUCUCUUCCACUGACAUAGCGAGGCUGCAACCUGCUGACAAGGGUGGCAUCCUUCAUUGCCUGCUGUCAGCCGCACUGGUCCUGUCCUGCUCUCAGCCUCUUUAAUGUUGAUCCCACAUCACCCUCAAACAGACCGCCACAUUUUUCAACACUACAUACACUAUGGGGAAAGCAUCCGGGAACAUCACCAAUAUUGCCAUUGAUGCCGAAAUAGCCGCUACGAUAUUCACAGGCACAGGCGGGAUCACAUCCACCAGUAUCAGCAGGUGCUGCAAUGUCAGCGAUGUCCAAAGGGCUUGAACAUUUUCAGCCCUGCUGUGCUGUUGGCCCGGCAAUGACUGUGACGACCAUACUGUCUAUUGUGAGGGAUAUGACUGGUUUGUAUGCAUCUCAUCCUCAUACAUAGUAUUCCCCCGUCAAUGAUGAUCUGGGUCACAAAAUGGAAGAUACAUAGUUCUUGGGUUUCUAAUGGGAAUUUCUUUCUCGAAUAUUUGAUUUGGUGAGAUCACGAACAAUUCAGCACACACACAAAUGCACAAAGGCGGAAGCACCCAUAGAUCACUUUGGUAUUAUGUUUAUUGGCAUGAUUCUUGAGUGCAAUUUUUCCAUGGAUUCAGCAGUCUGAUUUGCUACUGACGAUGGUUCCUGCAGUGCCUCAAGUUCAAGACGGACCAGGCCCAGGAUGCCAAGAGGAUGGAGAAGCUCAACAACAUCUUCUUCACCCUAAUGGCGCGUGGCCCAGAGGGUAAACCCCGUCUCACACCCGACCCUCCUGGAUCGUCUCCUCUCUCCUCUGAUAUCUGUAUGUGCUUGCAGCCGAUAUAACGGAGGCGUCUACUAAGGAGCCGGCCGAGCAGCAGCCGUCCAAGAAAGGAAGGGGGAGGAGGCAGUGA